AUGGUGACAGAGAUUAGAGGGUACACUGAUCCACAGAUGGAGGAGUACUUUAGGAAGAGAUCCAGAGAUGAGGAGCAGGCCAGCAGGAUCAUCUCCCACAUCAAGACAUCACGAAGCCUCCACAUCAUGUGCCACAUCCCAGUCUUCUGCUGGAUCACUGCUACAGUUCUGGAGGAUGUGCUGCAAACCAGAGAGAAAGGAACACUGCCCAAGACCCUGACUGAGAUGUACAUCCACUUCCUGGUGGUUCAGGCCAAAAUAAGGAAGGUCAAGUAUGAUGGAGGAGCUGAGACAGAUCCACACUGGACUCCAGAGAGCAGGAGGACGGUUGAGUCUUUGGGAAAACUGGCUUUUGAUCAGCUGCAGAAAGGAAACCUGAUCUUCUAUGAAUCAGACCUGACAGAGUGUGGCAUCGAUAUCAGAGCAGCCUCAGUGUACUCAGGAGUGCUCACACAGAUCUUUAAAGAAGAGAGAGGACUGUACCAGGACAAGGUGUUCUGCUUCAUCCAUCUGAGUGUUCAGGAGUUUCUGGCUGCUCUUCAUGUCCACAUGACCUUCAUCAACUCUGCAGUCAAUCUGCUGGAAGAACAACAGACAUCGUCCUGGUGGUCAAAAAUUUUUAAUGCACCAAAACUACAGUAUGUCCACCAGAGUGCUGUGGACAAGGCUUUACAGAGUCCAAAUGGACACCUGGACUUGUUCCUGCGCUUCCUCCUGGGUCUUUCAAUGCAGCCCAAUCAGAUUCUCCUACGAAAUUUUUUGCCAGACACACUAAGUAGCUCACAGACUAUUCAGGAAACAGUCCAGUACAUUAAGAAGAAACUCAGUAUGAAUCUGUCUGCAGAGAAAAGCAUCAAUCUGUUCCACUGUCUGAAUGAACUGAAUGAUCGUUCUCUAGUAGAGGAGAUCCAACAGUCACUGACUUCAGGAAGUUUCUCCACAGAUGAGCUGUCUCCUGCUCAGUGGUCAGCUCUGGUCUUCAUCUUACUCUCAUCAGAAAAAGAUCACUGUAACCUCUCAGAGAGAAGCUGUGGUGCGCUGUCCUCAUUUCUCAACUCCCAGUCCUGUAGUCUCAGAGAGCUGGACCUGAGUAACAAUGAUCUACAUGAUUUAGGAGUGACAAUUCUGUCUGCUGCUCUACUGAGUCCAUACUGUACACUGGAAACUCUCAGGCUGACUCACUGUAACCUCUCAGAGAGAAGCUGCGGUGCCCUGUCUUCAGUUCUGAACUGCCAGUCCUCUAGUCUGAGAGAGCUGGACCUGAGUAACAAUGAUCUACAGGAUUUAGGAGUCAAGCUUCUGUCUGCUGCACUACAGAGUCCACAUUGUACACUGGAAACUCUCAGUCUGUCAGGCUGUCUGAUCACAGAGGAAGGCUGUACGUCACUGGCCUCAGCUCUGAGCUCCAACCCCUUCCAAAUUAGAAAACUGGACCUGGGCUACAAUCAUUCAGGUGACUCAGGAAUGAAGCUGCUUUUGGCUGGACUGAAGGAUCCAUGCUGGAGACUGGACACUCUUAGGUCACGGUCCUCUAAUGGGAUGGAGAUCAACACAAACACAGUACACACAAACCUCAAAUUGUCUGACAAAAACAGGAAGGUGAAAUGUGUGGAGAAGGUUCAGUCAUAUCCUGAUCAUCCAGACAGAUUUGAUGUUUAUGAGCAGUUGCUGUGUAGAAAUGGUCUGACUGGUCGCUGUUACUGGGAGGUCGAGUGGAGAAUAACAGUUAUUAUAUCAGUGAGUUACAGCAAAAUCAGAAGGAAAGGACUCAGUUAUGACUGUUUGUUUGGAAACAAUGAUCAGUCCUGGAGUCUGUACUGCACUGAUGAUGGUCCUCAUUAUGUCUGUCACAAUAAGAAAGAGACAUCCAUCUCCUCCUCAUCCUCCUCUGUCUCUAACAGAGUAGCAGUGUAUCUGGACUGUCCUGCUGGCACUCUGUCCUUCUACAGAGUCUCCUCUGACACUCUGAUCCACCUCCACACCUUCAACACCACAUUCACUGAAACUCUUUAUGCUGGGUUUUGGGUCUGGUCUCCUGGUUCGUCAGUCACUCUGUGCUGA
Messenger RNA from Maylandia zebra (zebra mbuna), 2061 nucleotides. Lineage: Eukaryota; Metazoa; Chordata; Actinopteri; Cichliformes; Cichlidae. The record is from RefSeq and is a predicted model, not a curated record.